AUGAUGGAAGUGGGGGAAGUUUCCGAUACAGACAGCGAUGAAACGAUAGUUGAAGGGUUCGUGGUUGAGAGCCACCUGGAAGAAAAAGGGCUUCGUGCAAAAAGAUUCUCUUCAGUGGAUAAAGACAUGGUGUUAGCAAGGGAAACCAGCAUUACUUCAGAAGUAGCUAAUACAUAUGGAGAUUUAGAACAUAAAGUGCCCCGAGUUCUCAAGAUGUCAUACCAAAAUGUCGAAGAAACUCUUCCCUCAAAUAUGAAUGCAGUAAAGUCAUUCUCAAACGAUGUGCCAAAAUACCCAGGAACAUCAGUGGCUUUCCAAAGUGUUGGAAUGAUCGGUGGCAAGAGUGAUGCAGCAGAUAACGAUCUAAUUCAUGAAGCAAUAGCAUCUAAUGAGACUAUAAAUAGUGUGGCAGCUAAAAUGUUUGUAGUAAAACCACUUGAUGAAUUUGAAACCAACCAAAUACCUGACAUGCUAGAGUAUCAGAAUGAUUAUUUUUCUAUAGAUACAUCUGUAAAUGAGGAGAAUAAUACUUUGCCAGAAGAACUUUUCACAGCUCUAAACACCUUGACAGAAUCUGUAGUUGCAGUAGAAGGCAGAACUGGAUCAAGCACAACAGUGAAGCAGCUAACACCCGAACAGGCAGGUGAUGAUGCCACAGAAAUAAUAAAAACUGAUUUGAAAUCUCAGUGUUAUUUGCAAUGCCAUGAAGAACCAAAAACUGUAAUGAUAGCCAAGAUGUCAUGCACUUCAGGCGAACAGAUCGACUAUGAACAAUGUAUGCAUCCAUUGUGCCAUCCAGAUCCUCAAAAAACUGGUUUUCCUGACAGACCAUUUAAAAAAGGAAAUUCCAGUUUAAAAGACAUUCAUUCAUGUGAGCAUCUCUUUGAAGCAACUUCAUAUACAUUAAAGAAAUCAGAGCACCAAAGAAAGACCGUUGUGAUAAAUGAUACAGAUGCUACUUUUGAAUGCCAACCAUUUUUAGAAGGAAUGCAUCAGAAGAUGCACAGAUUUAAUGAUAGAGAUAAAGAAUAUGAAUCUUUGCAACUGGGAAUUUGCACAUACCAUUGCUCAUCUUCAGAUGCAAAUACCAAAAUUGAGCAAGUAAGAAAGAGCCAGAGGAUUGCCAAGAAAACCAGAAAGCAGACUAUUUUUAAUUAUUACUCCAAUGAUUCCUCAGGUAAUUACACUUCAUUGUCUGUAAUCAACAGAAGAGAUGCUUUUGGUCAGACAUUGUUGCAUAGAGCUGCUACAGAAGAUGACUUAGAUGGUGUGUGUGCAAUGAUAAAAGCUGGUGCAAAUGUUAAUGCCCAGGACUAUGCAGGUUGGACUCCGUUACAUGAGUCCAGUUUGGCCGGUUGGUUUGAAAUAUCAAAUGAACUUUUAAAAGCAGGAGCUGAUGUUAAUUGUAAAGGAUAUGAGCAUGUAACACCAUUACACGAUGCUGUUAAAGAAGGUCACUACAAGGUGGCAGAAUUAUUGCUUUGGUAUGGAGCUGACCCACUGUUCAAGAAUGAAAGAGGAAAGAAUGCCUUAGAAGAAGCUACUGACAAGCAUAUGAGGAAACUAGUGGAAAGUUAUAUAGCUCAUUCUGAUAAAAGAUCAGCAUCAGAGAAUCUGGAAGUAUGUUGCAAUAUGGAAAAAGAGAAAGAAAAACAAAAUUUUACAUCAGAUGUACCUUUCCAAUCAGUUGCAUUAAAAACUGUCCAGACCAAGUAUAAUGGAAAUUGUCAAAAUGCCAAUUUGGGUUCCGGCAAUAAUGUGAAGAAUGUUUCUUCAAGUAAUACACAGUUCAGUCAAAUUGAAGAACAGCAUACACCACGAAUCCUAGAUCUGUAUAUCCAGGACUUUUCUGAAAUACAGAACUCUUUGAAUACUACACUUACCAGACAAAAAUCUGAACGAGAUGAGCUUGCUAAGAAAUAUAGAGCUUCUGUGGAAUCUUUUAAACAGGGAGUGCUGAGAGAAAAGCUAGUAAGCCUUGCAGCCCGACAAAAGAAUCUUUUGCUCAUGGCACGAAAACAGAAAGAAUUAUGGAAAAAAAUACAGAAUUUUAAAAAUGCAAAAAAAGAGGGUUUCCAGUUAUCAAAUCAAGUCCCAGACACACUUGAUUCUUAUGAAAACAGCAAUACAAAAAACAGAAUUUCUGAUGAAACAGUUCCAUGUCCUAACAUUAUUAUGGGCCAUGAGAGUGUCUGGGAGAUGGAAAAUAGCUCUUUAAAUCAAGACCAUCCAAACAGAUUUCCAGAUAUAUCAGGAGAAAAUGGAGAAAUUAAUAGUCAGAAGAAAGAUGGUCCACAGCUUUUGGUAUUUGAAAACAAUGUGAAGAGAUAUAACACUGCAGAAGUAACAAAUUCAGAGUCCUUGGAUACUACAGAUUCAGCAACAUUGCUUCUAAAUUCUGUUAUCUGUCCUACUCAACAAUUAAAAGAAAUUGAUUGUAUAUUGGUGACACCACAAGAAACCCAGAACCUAAGUGCCACAUCAAGAUUGCAGAUUAAUAACUCAACAAUUGGAAGUGAUAAUAAUAAUAUCUGUCAGCCAUCUACUGACAGUCAGAAUGUUUGCAUGAAUAUGCUUUUGUCACAAUAUUCAAAUAUGAACAAUGCUUCCUCAAUACAACCAAUUGUAGAGUUAGAAUCCGCAUGUGGCUUUGUUAGUACUGAUCAAGAUAACAUGGCCACAAGUAAAAGAAUCUUACUUAAUGUUAAUUUAGAAUCUCCAGGGCCAUUUUCUCAUGUAACAUCACAAAGCACGAUCAGUCAGAAUACUUUCCAGAAUUCAAAAAAUCAAGAUUUUGAGAAAGGCCUACAUUUCAAGAGAAACAGGAAGAAAAAAAAUCAACUAUUAGAUCUGCUUGAACUGGGAAAAAUUAAGCCAGGAGAUGAUGUUUUAGAAUUCACACUGCAGGAUUCCAAACAUAAAGCUAGCCUUCUUGGAAAUGGAAAAGUCCAAACUGGAAACAAUUCAGUUUAUCAAAAUCCAGUUCAAUGGAUAAAGGCAAUAUUAGGAAAAGACAUCUAUGUCACAUACUGUGGAAGGCCAUUAUCAACAAUUGUUAAUGAAAUGCAUGUUCCUAAGGAAUCAGAAGUAUUGCAACAAAAAAAUCUGCUUGACUCAUCCUGUCAGGCUAAUUCUUCAAAAACACCCUGUUUUCUACACUUCAACAAAAUAAGGUUAAUUACAGAUGAAGAAUUUUUGCCAUGGCAUACAGGAGAAAAAUACUGGGACUUCUUUGUCAAGUGUGAAAAUUUUGGAUUUUAAAGUGCAACCUACUAUACAUUUCCUUUUCCAUGAAUAUCUGUAGUUUUGCAUAUGUCUGUUCCUUGGAUUAAACAAAAUAUUAAAGCUGUUAAAUGAAGAUAUGUGUGAACUCCAGCUGGUAAAGAGGUCAACGAAAUGAUGCAGAGUAUUUCAUAGUAGUCUUUCAACAGCUAGCUAUGAUGGAUGCUAAAAUAGCAGUACUGAAGUGGUUGAUUGUUGGCUUAGGCAACAAGAUAACAUC
Notechis scutatus (mainland tiger snake) is the source of this 3502-nucleotide messenger RNA. Lineage: Eukaryota; Metazoa; Chordata; Lepidosauria; Squamata; Elapidae. The record is from RefSeq and is a predicted model, not a curated record.